This is a messenger RNA of Ornithodoros turicata, 2368 nucleotides long. RefSeq names its product endochitinase-like. The record is from RefSeq and is a predicted model, not a curated record. Gene Ontology annotation, cellular component: extracellular region. Gene Ontology annotation, biological process: carbohydrate metabolic process; chitin catabolic process. Lineage: Eukaryota; Metazoa; Arthropoda; Arachnida; Ixodida; Argasidae. Gene Ontology annotation, molecular function: chitin binding; chitinase activity. The coding region runs from base 313 to 2103 and encodes 596 amino acids. The transcript is spliced from 11 exons.
AAAAACGGCGCAGUUUUACCUAACCCAAGUACAGCUAAUAUCUGCGACCUAAGGCUUUCUUCUGAUCUUUGCAGUCAUAGUUAUCCGAAUUUCCAACUGGCACUCAAUAUAUUGGAGUUGAUCCACACGAACGAGGAAUCCCAACGUAAAAUUCAAGGUCGGACGAACUCGCACGUGUCAAACCUCGCAAUCUGUUGCGCAAGAGAAAAGAAACCGACACAACUUCCUGGUUCAACGGAGUGGCUCCCGACAAGCGGAUGCGACUGUGCCAUUCACUCUCACGCCACACUUCAGUUUCAAUGCUCCAGAGCCAUGGGGCCAUUCUACGCCUUGAUGUGUGCCCAAUUAGUACAGCCGUUACUAGCAGGAUUUGCGCUGCCAGAUCCAGGGUUGCCUAUAUUUCCAGACAGGUACGGCCCGGAGGUUCGGCAUCCCGUACGCAAUCCAAGCAUGUUCAUGCCACCGUAUAGACCAACGUUUAGGCCGCCUUAUUGGCCGCCUUUUAGGCCGCCUCUUAAGUCUCCUUUUAAGCCGCCUUUUAGGCCGCAAUUCAGGCCACAAUUCAGGCCGCCGUUCAUGCAACACCGGCCUUGCCGGCCUUUUUGGAACACGUUUUACGAUGACACCUUCAAACCCCCCCUCAGAUUUUCAUUUCAAGAUACGGCUAGUACCAGACGACCGAACCGACCUCCGGGAUAUCCCAUUGUGAAUGCACCCACCGAAAGUUCCACUGUUUCAACUACCACGACUACACCAAGCGUCCCAGUCACACAGCCAGCCACGACUACACCAAGCGUCCCAGUAACAGAGCCUGUCACGACUACGUCAAGUGUCCCAGUCACAGAACCAACCACGACUACGUCAAGUGUCCCAGUUACAGAACCAACCACGACUACAUCAACUGACCCAGUUGCAGAGACAACCACGGCUUCCGAACCAGUAGAACCUGAAGAAACAACAAUCGAGAAUGCGUUCAUAAGCAGCGGUGGAAUGCCUAUCGUCUGUUACUACGACGGAUGGGCUCCGACGAGGAAGAGUCCAAUGAACUACAACAUCGAAGACAUUCCGGGUGAUAUGUGCACGCACGUCAACCUGGCGUACGUCGGGAUUGACCAGGAUAAGUCGGACAUAAAAUCGCUAAUCCCAGCCUACAAGGAUAACCCAGGGCUCUACAAGGAAUUCACCGCCUUGAAAAACAAGUUUCUCAUCCUGGAGACCAUGAUUUCCAUCGGCGGAUGGAACCAUGGAGGGAGACCUUUUUCGUUCGUGGCCGCCGAUGCCAGUCGCAGGCAGACAUUCGCCGACAAUGUCCUCAAGUUUCUCCAGGAGAACAAUCUAAACGGCGUCGACCUUGACUGGCGUUUCCCGGUCAGAGAUUCUCGUGGAGGAGAUCCAGAUGACGAGGAAAACUAUGUCCAUCUACUUAGGGUUUUUCACAAUACUCUUCGUACCAAGGGGUACACGGUUACAGCAACUGUGCCGAUUUCUCCUUACUACCUCGAUGACGGUUACGACAUUGGGGAAAUGGUGAAGUAUAUCGACUGGUUCAACGUGCUUUCAUUUGACCUCAGAGGCAGAUGGGACGGAAAAGCAGACGUCCACAGCCCACUGCGCAGAAGAUCAAUUGACCCCAAUGGUUAUGACACGUUAAAUGUGGAAGAUGGACUCAAAUGGCUAGAAAAGCUCGGUGCCCCGAGGGAGAAACUCGUUGUGGGCAUCCCUUUCUAUGGACGGAGCUAUGUGCUCGCCAAUGCGAGCAAUCAUGCAUUGGGAGCUCAAUGCACUCAGGCCCCAGCAAUUCGGGGACCUUUUCUCGGCAGCGAUGAAAUUCAGACCUACUACGAGAUAUGCGUAAAGGUUUUAGACGGAACAGUCACAAAGGAGUUUGACAACGAAGGAAUGUGUCCCUACGCGUAUUACGACGACCAGUGGAUUGGGUACGAGGACGAAGAGAGUGUUGGAAUUAAGGUGGACUUUAUCAUAAAGGAGAAUUAUGCUGGCGUGAUGAUAUUCAAUAAUGACAUGGAUGACUUCAGAGGGGUGUGCGGAGUAAAGAAUGCCCUACUCAAAGUUGUCUUCGAAAAGGUUGUGGAUGCACCGUGAUGUGACCAAGACUGCCACGCUUAUGACACGGCCAUGGUGCCCUAUACGUUCGUAAUAUCGUAAUUGCUUGCGCGCGUGUUAGUAUGGAGCGCGUAAAUCAAACCAUCACAUUCCAAGACUCGAACAUAUGCGUUCGUACGUAUAUGUGCGUUUCUUUUAUUUUGUUCAGUCUCCGUCCCUGAUACGUUUCCAAGGGGUGAAGCAGCGCAUCCCCGUUGGGCAUCAGCAGCGCCACUGUUUGUAAAUAAAUAUAUGUUUCCUCCUC